Bactrocera neohumeralis is the source of this 1730-nucleotide messenger RNA. RefSeq lists its product as uncharacterized. The coding region runs from base 1 to 768 and encodes 255 amino acids. The record is from RefSeq and is a predicted model, not a curated record. The transcript is spliced from 4 exons. NCBI's taxonomy places the organism in Eukaryota, Metazoa, Arthropoda, Insecta, Diptera, Tephritidae.
AUGAGAUUUAGAUAUUUAUUUUUUGUCACCCAUUCUCAAGAAAAUAAAAACUUCGAGAAAACGUUCGAAGCAGAAGAAUCUGAUGAUGACCACGUGUUGGAUAGUAGUGAUGAUCAAUUUUUUCCACCAAACGAGGCGGUAGCUUCGGAUUGUGAUGAUACAGAUGAUGAAAUUGCACCCAAUAAUGAAGAUAAUGAAGAAGAAGGAGAAGAUAAAGACGAAGAAGAUGAAGAAAUUGAAGAUGGAGAGGAUAAAGAUGAAGAUGAGCAAUCAAAAGAUGGCACUCAGUGGGCUGCGACACCACCAAGUGAACAUCAAGCUGAGAGACGUAAUAUUGUGCGAGAAAGAUGUGGACCUAAUAGAAACACCAAUUUGUUGUCUAAUCUAGACACAUUUAAAUUAUUUUUCACACCGGAAAUGGCUGAUAUCAUUAUACGCCAUACUAAUAAAAAGGCAAUCUCAACGUAUACAGCAUAUAAUGAAAAAAAUCCAGAAAAAAAACAAUUAGAGUGGAAAAUACUCGAGCUGCAGGAAUUUCAUGCAUUUUUGGCUAUUUUGAUAACUUCUUGCGCAAAUAAUUCAAAUACCGAUAAUGCAAGGGAAAUGUGGCAGCCGUAUUCAUAUCCAUUAUAUCGCGCAGCAAUGAGUAUCAAUCGCUCCUGGAAUAUUAUUCGUUUUAUUCGAUUUGACGAUGCCAAUACUAGAGCUCAGCGCUUAGAAAGUGAUAAAAGCUGCUCCAAUACGAGACAUUUGGACAAUGUUAAAUAGUAAUUUAGCAACACAUUAUAAACCAACAGAAUACCUAACAAUCGACGAGCAACUUUAUCCAUACCGAGGUCGAACUAGAUUCAUUCAAUACAUUCCAUCAAAGCCAGCUAAAUAUGAAAUUAAAGUAUGGUGGAUAUGUGAUGCGGAAAAUUCGUAUCCACUUGCUGGACAGCUUUACACUGGGAAAUCGAUAGAUGGACUUGAGAAAAAUGUUGGUGAAAGAGUUGUUAAAGACUUAGUGGCACCAUAUAAAGGAUCCGGUAGAAACAUUAUAACGGAUAAUUUCUUCACAACUCUGCCACUAGCAAAAUUUUUAUUAUCUUGAAACUAGACGAUUGUUGGUACUCUGAAGAAAAAUAAAGCAUACAUUCCACCAGCAAUGGCUGUUUCAAAAACUCGAGAAGAAUUAUCCACUGUGUUUGGCUUUCAUGAAAAAGUAACCCUUUGUAGUUAUCUGCCAAAAAAAAAAACAAGGUAGUAAUUAUGCUAUCAUCAAUGCAUCACAAAGCAAAAAUUAGUUAUAGUGCACAGAAAAAACCCGAAAUCAUCGAGUUUUAAAACUGGUCCAAAGCUGGAGUAGACACGAUGGAUAAAAUGCUUGUUAAAAAAUCGUCUGAACGACGCUUAUUUAAUCGGCAAUUGGGCAGAGAGCUGUGUACUCCAUUCGUUGAAAUUUGUGCGAAUAAUGCACAAAUUAUGAGGCAUUUCUCAACGAAAGUGGUGAUUGAAUCUCUUCUUGGUCGAGCUGUCAAUCUAAAUGUACAGCCAAAACUAGAAAAAUAUCUUCAGUAUGUGAGAAACCUAAUUGUGAUGAACACUGUAUUACAACCACGACAUGUGAAGGAUGUACAGAAUAAUUUAAUAUACUUUAAUUCUUAUAUAGCACUGUAUCAUAAUAAAUACAGCAAUAUAAAUAAACAAAUAGUAAAAAAAUAGAAAAUAAUAUUACUCGAAUAAAUAAA